This is a messenger RNA of Brassica napus (rape), 3338 nucleotides long. RefSeq lists its product as uncharacterized. Bases 672 to 2402 code for a protein of 576 amino acids. The record is from RefSeq and is a predicted model, not a curated record. NCBI's taxonomy places the organism in Eukaryota, Viridiplantae, Streptophyta, Magnoliopsida, Brassicales, Brassicaceae. The transcript has 6 exons.
AAAAGAGGAAGCACCUUCAAUUUUCCAGGGAAGAAGUAGAAUCCGAUAUAUCUUAAGGAAGCCGACUGACAUGGAAGCAAUCAAACAAAGCAGGAGGUUAGAAUACUAUGAUUGAUUUUCGUAGUAUAUACCGUUAAGGAGAGAGGUGGAGACGAUAAUGAAGCAAGUCAAAAGUUUAUGUUAUUAGAGGUUCAAUUUAUGGCUUAGAUAGACUGGGGAAGAAACAUAGAAAACUGGCGAAGGUGAGAAAGAGGAAAAGACGAUGUUUAUGAGUUUUGGUCGGUUUAUUUUGAAUCAAAUGCUGAGAUUGACCAAAUGGGCACACAAAAAUUUGGAAUAGGACACUUCUAUUUCUAAUUCUUUAAUGAAUUAAUAAUAAAUAGAAAUUCUGCUGAAAAUACCAGAAAACCUAAAAUUUCAAUAUAUUUACAAACCCAACCACUCUACCCACCCAAUUACUAAUAACCCGACCCGACCCAUCUGUUUUCCCCUAAAUCCCUAAUUUUUUUUCUUCGACGUAACCAAGAAACACAAAUCCAAACACAAUCGACAAUCUCAAAUCACUAUCUCCCUCAAUCUCCCCUCACUAAUCAAACUCUGUAACAAUCAUCUUGAAGCUGGUCCCUUGAAUCUCAUCUAUUUCUCUGUUUCGUGUCACUCAUUGAAAAACUAUGGCUCCUAAGACUCGCUUCGCCGGAAAAACAAACAAGGAAGGUGCGCCGGAGAAGAAGAAGAAGAACAGGUCUGCGGCGGAGAAGAAGAAAGCUGCGGCGGUGAAGAGGAGGAGAGAAGCCGUGAAAAAAAAAAGAGAUGCAGCAAAGAAGAAGACUGAAACCGCAGAAAAGAAGAGGAAGCAAGACUCGUCUUCGUCGGAGUCUUCAUCCAAUCCAACCAAGCGGCGUCGGACCGCAUCUUCACCAGAACAACAUUCCGAUCCCGAUCAUUCCCCGGCACCAUCAGCGGAAUUGCUUUCUCAGGAUGAUAGAGAGGGUACGCCAAGCCCAUCAUUUCCGAUUGAGCCACAAAAAGCACCUACUCAAACACCCAGUGAGGCGGAGAAUCCACUGCAAGCUCCAAUAACUUCUAACAACAGAGAGGAUCCCAACAGAGAGUCACACUCACCAGAGGCUGCCAUUAACAAUGAAGCGCAAAGAACGAUUGGAUCUAACAACAGUGAUUCAAACCCACCUGAGGCCGCCAUUGGAUCUGCUACCAUUGACAAUGACGCGCCAAGAACGGAUGGGGAGGAGAAUAUGGCCGUAGAACCAAUGAGACCUGUUGGUUUUUUCUUCAAGCCGAGUGAUUAUUGGACGGCUUGCAAGCUCUCCUCAAGGUGCCACCAACACGAUUUUCUGGAGACGAUUAAAGACUUUAAGGAGUCAGAGAAGAGUUGGUUUGAGAAUCACCCUCAGUUCAAGCAUUUAUUCCACAUGGAUUGUUGCGAGAAAAGAAAGGUUCAGGGAUUGUGGAUGUUGCUACUUCGUUGUAUGCAUACAGGAAAGGAGCGACAAGCUUGGUUUGGGGUAAACGGUGUUCCAAUUAGAUACUGUAUCAGGGAACAUGCCCUCCUCUCUGGUUUAUACUGCGGAUCAUACCCUGAAAACUAUCCGAGAAAAGGGAAGAUGAAGUUUGCAACAAAGCAUUUUAAGCACUUGCAGAAGAAGACUAAGGAGAAGAAUAGGAAGAAACAGGGUCUGAGAGUGACAGAAGCGAAUGUCUUAGAGAAGCUUGAUAAGAUGGAAGCUGAUGAUGGUAGUGAUGAGCGUCUGAAGAUGGCGGUUCUUUAUUUUUUGACCAGAGUAAUAAGAGGAAGGACAAGAAAUGCAUACUUCAUUGAGCCUUUCAUUCUCCAGGCAGUAGAUGAUCUGGAUUUUUGCAACAAGUUUCCAUGGGGCCGUUACACAUUUGAUGAUUGCAUGAAGGAGAUUUUCCACUUGAGGGAUCAUUUCGCUAAAGGGCUCCCAAAGAAUAAUAUGCAGUGGACAUUUCCUGGGUUUGUCAUCCCUUUGGAGAUAUUGGCUUUUGAAUGUAUCCCUGUCCUUAGGGAAAGUUUCAGAGAUCCUGAUCCAAACUGUCUCCCAGAUUGCCCAAGAAUGUGCAAAUGGAAGUACAAGAGGACCGGGACAACAGGAUUUGCAUUAGAAGAGAUUUAUAAGGCGCUUGGAAACACAAAGGUGAUUUCAAGUACGCUGAAACCACAGGGAGAUGAACUAGACCUCUUGUAUGAAAUCAUGGAUGAAGGGAGUGUGGAAGACGUGGAGCUGCAAGAUGAUUCAGAUAAGGCAGACAUAGCCGUUGACGGUUGGAACCGGAUCCUUAUAGAACCGGAAGGAAAAAUAUUUUGGGAGGAUCUAUUCGAGAUGGAUAUGAGAACCCGGCCUACCACACCAGAAACAAUCUGAGCCUCAUGGUAUAUUCGAAGGACAGGAGGAAGAAAGGGUAUGUGAGGAACCCGAGGCAGGGGGCGAGGCAGGCCGUGAAAGUGUAAAAGAGUUGGAAUUGAGAUUGAACAAGAGAAUGGAUGACGGAUUUGCAUUGAGGGACGAAACAAUUCGCCUCUUGGCAGCACGAGUAAAGGAGUUGGAACAAGACAAGAUUCAAAGAGAAAAUUGGUCAUUCCAAUUUGGUGAAUAUGAAACAUGUGAGGCUUCAGGAGGCAAAGGAAGAGGUAAUUGAUUUUAAAAUUAGUUUUGUUUUGAUGUCAAAUUUGCAUUGGAAUUGUUUUGAUGAGGUAUUCAUUUCUAUUAUGUUGUAGAUAAUAUGGGCAAUGGCAAUGAGGAUGGUGAGGAAGUGGCUGAGAAGGAUGGUGAGAAACAGGUCGAAGAAGAGGCUGAGAAGGAUGGCGCGAAAGAGGCUGAGAAGGAUGGCGCGAAAGAGGCUGAGACAACACCUGAAGAUGCUGAGGGUGAGGAAGAGGCUGCGAAAGAGGCUUAUGAGGUCGCUGGCAAUGAGGAUGAAGUAGGUCAGAAGGAGGGCGAGACAGAGGCUGACAAGGAGGGUGAAACUGAGGAAGGCAAGACAGAUGUGGAGGACUCGCCAUCUACUCUUCAAGUGAUGGCAGAAGCUGCGGAGAAACUCGAGAAAGAGGUUGAUGAUAAGGCUGCUGCAGAGAAGGCUGGUGAUGAGUUAGCUGCUGCUGAAAAGGCAGCUAGUGAUAAGGAAAAAGUUGGUGAUGAGGAGGAGACCAGGCCAAAGAGGACCCAUAAACCUUCUCGUCCGCUCAGGUCUCCGUAUCAGAAAAACUAAUAGCUAUUUGGAAUAGCUUUUAAGAACUAAAACUUAUGUUCCAACUAAAACUUAUGACUUAUGUUUCUUUUGAUGCUAAAACUUAUGACUUA